Messenger RNA from Bombus pascuorum, 2298 nucleotides. It is a transcript of the gene sea, whose product is annotated as putative tricarboxylate transport protein, mitochondrial. Lineage: Eukaryota; Metazoa; Arthropoda; Insecta; Hymenoptera; Apidae. The transcript is spliced from 4 exons. The coding region runs from base 280 to 1269 and encodes 329 amino acids. The record is from RefSeq and is a predicted model, not a curated record. Gene Ontology annotation, biological process: mitochondrial citrate transmembrane transport.
AAAAAGCUAAACUUAACUGAUUAAUAAACACAUAUGUAUUGCAAAGAUAUAUUACUGAUAUAAAAAAUUUCGGUCACUCCAUGCAUAAUCGCCUGUUCAAUUAUCAUUACGUAUCCUGAUCCACUAUCGAGUAUAGGACUGUCAAUCUAUAAAGUGUGAGUAAGAGAAGUUGAUUGAGGAAGGGGAAUACGCACCGAAAUGUACGGAUAUUAACCGACUCAGUUCACAUUUGAUGCUUAACGGGACAAGAGUACUGGCAGGCGAAAACAAAUUCCAAACAUGGAUAUCAGUUCAUUGAUAUACAAAUCAUCGCAACAAACAAGUACAAUUUCAACAUUCCAUAACAAUCCUUUUCCUCGUAGACCUUGGAUUACUGAUACUGGAGCUGCAGCGGCUGUCAGUCAUAGCGGUGUUAAAGGAAUUGUGGCUGGAGGUAUUACCGGCGGUAUAGAAAUAUGUAUCACUUACCCAACUGAAUAUGUAAAAACACAGCUACAACUUGAUGGGAAAGCUGGAUCCGGUAAACAAUAUUCAGGAAUAUUGGAUUGUGUGAAAAAAACCAUAAGAAAUCGUGGAUUCUUUGGUCUAUACAGGGGUCUUUCAGUAUUACUUUAUGGUUCAAUACCAAAGUCAGCUGUACGCUUUGGUUCCUUUGAAAAAAUGAAAGAAUUGUUAGUAGAUUCAAAUGGAAAACUUACUACACAGAAUAGUCUCAUAGCAGGACUAUGUGCAGGUGCAUCUGAAGCUAUUUUUGCAGUUACUCCUAUGGAGACAAUUAAAGUAAAAUUUAUAAAUGAUCAAAGAUCUGCUAAUCCAAAAUACAAAGGAUUCUUUCAUGGAGUAGGGAUGAUUACCAAGGAAUAUGGAUUCAGAGGCAUAUAUCAAGGUCUAACACCUACAAUUUUAAAGCAAGGAUCAAACCAAGCAAUUAGAUUUUGUACCAUGGAAACAUUAAAAGAUUGGUAUAAAGGUGGAAAUAAAGAUGUAGUUAUACCAAAAGUAGUUACUGGAUUUUUUGGUGCAUGUGCUGGGGCAUUAUCUGUUUUUGGAAAUACUCCAAUUGAUGUUGUAAAAACUAGAAUGCAGGGUCUAGAAGCCUCAAAAUAUAAGAAUAGUAUAGAUUGUGUAAAACAAAUAUGGAUCAAUGAAGGUCCAAUGGCAUUUUAUAAAGGAACUAUCCCAAGAUUAAGUAGAGUAUGUUUAGAUGUUGGCAUAACAUUUAUGAUUUAUGAUUCCUUCAAAGAAUUUUUUGAUCGGCUUUGGCCUUGAAAGUUAUUAAUUUUGUAACUGUAUAUUUUAAAAUGUCAGUGCAAAUGUAGCUUUCAUAAUUUCAUCAUUAUUUAUGUAAUAUAUCUAUAAUCGUACAUGUUAAGAAAUGUCUUUAUUUCAAAUAUGAUACAUACCAAAGUAUUCUGUUAUAAUGGGCAUUUUAAUGAAUGAAAAUGAAAGAAAACAAAGUCAUAUCGAAAAGUUUCAAUUUUUAUAUUAAUCAGUGUCGGUAUUGAAAGCUGCAGUUGCAUAGAGCACAAAUUCCAUUAUAUAUAUUUUUUUAUAUAAAUUUUUAUUUAACAUAAAAUUAUAUGUAUGGAAGGCAAAUGGUAAUGUAAAUUUGUUCAUAUAAUUAUUUCAAUUUUGUUUAUCAGUUUAUAAAUUUUAUUUAAAAUAUUGUUAAAUAUUUAACAUUCCUAUAGAUUUGAGUCAUCGAAUGAAUGUUUAUAUUGUGAAAGUGAUUUGUACAUGGUAUGCAUAAGUUAUGUAGACAUACACAUACACACACACACACACACACACACACACACACACACACACACACACACACACACACAUAUUUCUAAGAAAUAUUGUACAGUUUCAGUACAAAAAUAUACAGAAUGUUAACUAAAAUAAUGAGAAUAAUAAAAGAUGUUUAUUACUUGAGCGAAGGGAAAUAGAUUGACUUUCUAAUUAACUUUUUUUAAUGUAGUAACAUCCAAAUAAGAUUAGAGUAGGUAGGAGGUAUAAAAAGGUAUUAAUCAGAAAUGUUUUUAUUUAUGUGCACAUAACAUUCCAUUAAAUAUAAUUAUCUUCGCUCAGAUAUUGUAAUAUAUUUUAGUAUUAAUUGAACAAAAUUUAACUAUAAUGGCUGUGACAUUCAAAUGAAGAUAAACAUGUAGAAGUUCCUUCAUAAUAGAGACCUUAUAAUCUCAUAACACCUGCAAACUAUCUAUUUUAUUACUUUAACAAUAAGACAUGAUGGUUCAUAAUGCUUUGUAUUUAUAUUUGUACUUGUACAUUGAAAUAUAUAUCUGUGCAGUACUA